CUCUCUGCUAUAAGCUUUACGCUUUCCCAUUAGAAUGUUAUGCCAUAAAAAUUAAUUUUUCGAAAUAUUUUACUACUUGAAAUAUUUUCAAAAUGUAUUAGAAUAACAAAGACACGAGGCUCGUUUGUAUUUCAUUUCAAAAAUGGGAACAAAUGUGCACCACAAUUUACCACCAGAAGCGGAUGAUAAAUCGCCAUCGGACGAAACCGAUUCGGAAGUAAUAUGGGAAGUCAUCGACAAAGAAGACGAUGUGCACUUGAGAAAUAUAUCGUCUGCCGUUUACACUGUCAUACUACUAGUAAUUGGCAUACCUCUUUGGUGGCGGAUGACAGAGGUCCAGCGUCACUCUCUUCCGUACGCUAAAAUCUCCGAGCUUGAGACGAGAAAUGUCGUUAUUACCACUGACGUGUUUGUAUUUACACAAAACCCUUUAGACACAGACCGUAUUAUUAACGAAAUCAAACUGGGAUUCAAUUCAACUAUGUUUGAGAUCAAUGCUGAGCGUUCCACUCUGGUCAAAAAAAGUGACAGUUUAAAUCAACUAGAAGCUAUAACAACACCCUUGGGAUCACUUCAUUUAAUUGAAACAGACAAUGUAGAUGAUAUUCUAGUGGGUCUUGGCCGUAAUGUAUAUUUCCCCCCCGACACAAGCAUUUGGUUAUUAACGGAUACGUUAAAAAGACUUUUACAAACUGAUGCGUUGUCGGACUCAAUGUUAUCAAUGUUAAGCCCACGCCAGCAUUCUGAAAACGAACAAGUAGUAGCCGAUCGUCAACGUCGAGUGCGUCCAUCGUCAGAUUACAAUAUCUUACUUACGGUUGUAAACCCGGAACCUGACAAUCUUAAAGUUACUUGGACACCAGUAAUUCCUAUAAAUAGAUAUCUAAUGCCUUUAUUGAAUCAGUUGAAAUUAAUUGCUAACUUUUCUGUACAAUCUCAAUGGUUGUAUUUAAUUGAUUUAAUACAAAAGCCGAUCAAUCUGAAUGGUACAUUCGUGUUGGAUAAAAAUCAAGCUCAAUAUAUUAUAACGCCUCUAGAAAAAAAACUAGGUUCCGGAGUGUCAAAAAAUCCGUGUAUACAUUUUGUUGUUUAUGUUGCGCCUUGUGCCUAUACACCUCUAUAUUUUUACGAGAACAAUAGACUAACAUCAGCAAUGAUGUCGGCUCGUUGGGGAGGUGUCCAGUUUGUAAACGCCAAUCCUGAGGCGUGCAAUAAAACUAAAAGCUUUACUCCAGACGAUCUUAGUGUUAUGACUCCGAUUGUCACUCAAUUUCAUUCGUUAAUCGGAGUGUCAGACGUAUCAAAACAAGUUUCAGUUAUUCCUCUGAAAUCGUCCACUUUGCGUGCUUGGCAAUUGGAUUCCAUGUACAGACUUAAGAUCAUCGAACAAUACACCAACGCACGCGUUACCCUUACUUCGUUAUCAAAACUUUUGGGUGAAAUUAGCAACAUUGUUAUCAUUGAAGAGGUCGGGAAAGCUGUCACUGAAUCGGUAGACGCCGCCUUAUCAGUGUUGCAAAGCAUAGAGGAUGGACGUUUGGAAGACGCCUUAGAAUAUAGUAGAAUUGCAUUUAAGACUUCAGAAUUUGCAUUUACCCAUCCGUCGUUGUUAGCGUUGCUUUAUUUCCCCGACGAUCAAAAGUACGCUGUGUACAUACCUUUAUUUUUACCAGUUAUGAUUCCCGUAAUAAUGUCGUUAGGAGGAAUUAAAAACUGGAUUCAAUCUAAGUUCAAAAAAAUUGACUAAAUAUAAAUAUAAAUUAUGAAAACUUAGAGGAAAACUGUAGUUAUAUUGUAUAUAUA
Adelges cooleyi (spruce gall adelgid) is the source of this 1803-nucleotide messenger RNA. Its product is annotated as GPI transamidase component PIG-S-like. Bases 143 to 1747 code for a protein of 534 amino acids. Gene Ontology annotation, biological process: attachment of GPI anchor to protein. The transcript has 6 exons. Gene Ontology annotation, cellular component: GPI-anchor transamidase complex. The record is from RefSeq and is a predicted model, not a curated record. NCBI's taxonomy places the organism in Eukaryota, Metazoa, Arthropoda, Insecta, Hemiptera, Adelgidae.